This is a messenger RNA of Rubroshorea leprosula, 1362 nucleotides long. The record is from the annotation of a GenBank genome assembly. Lineage: Eukaryota; Viridiplantae; Streptophyta; Magnoliopsida; Malvales; Dipterocarpaceae.
GUUUUAACAGUAGUAGGAAAAGCAGGAAAGGACCUACCGCUUCAUUAUAGACACGUUGAGGAACAGCCCCACCAGAGAAAACUGGAAAGGAGCAAAGCACUCAUAAAAUGAUUAAAAUUUACCAAAGCAAAAGAGAAAAAAAGCAGAACAGAAACUAUGGCCCAGACCAACAUCUAGACAUUUGGUUCAGGUACAAGCAAGGCUUGUCUUCUCUUAAAUCUCUUCUCUUCUCUCCUACCUUUCCCCUCCACUCCCCUAUGAUAAGUUGUGCCUCCCCCUAGUGCCCUUCUCAAGAAAUGGGCAAGAAGACAGGUACAGGGUUGUCAAGCUUCUGCCUAAACAGAAUUAGGCCUCAUGUUAAAGUUCGUUCGCCGACUAUUCAAUCCAAGCCUAAUCCCGGUUCUGACAAACCGGAUCAAAUGACCAAGCAAAGUAGCAAACUUGGAGAAGAUAAGUUGACUGAUGGAGUGCAGGGGUUUGUAAUUGGCCGGAAAAUUAUGAUCGUGGUUGAUUCAAGCCCUGAAGCUAAGGGAGCUUUGCAGUGGGCACUCUCUCACACUGUUCAAAGCCAGGACACCAUCAUUCUUCUUCAUGUAACUAAACCCAGCAAACAAGCCACAAGUGAAGAGUCUGGCAAAAACAAAGCUCCAAAGGGAUAUGAACUGGUUUCCUCCUUCAAAAACAUGUGUAAGCAGAAGAGACCUGAGGUACAUGUAGAGGUAGCAGUGGUGGAAGGGCAGGAGAAGGGUCCAACAAUAGUGGAAGAGGCUAGGAAGCAAGAAGCAGCACUUCUGGUUUUGGGGCAGAAGAAGAAAUCCAUGACAUGGCGGCUAAUCAUGAUGUGGGCAGGAAACAAGAUUUCAGGUGGUGUUGUGGAGUACUGCAUCCAAAAUGCUAGUUGCAUGGCAUUUGCAGUGAGAAGGAAAAGCAAGAAACUAGGAGGUUACUUGAUCACCACUAAGCGGCACAAGGAUUUCUGGCUACUGGCUUAAAGUCUUUAAACAAGCCCAAUCUUACUGUACAAUAUUAUCCGGGAUUGUUUGAUCAGUGUUGUAAAUGACAGAGUACAUUGAGAAAGGGGAAAGGGGAAAGGGGCAUAGUGUGUGAAUGGUAAGAAAGGUUGUGUCAUUGUGUAGGGAACUAGGGGAGUGGGAUCCUUGGCAACUGGCCAGGGUAGAGGUAAAUGGGUCCUUUGAACCCCUUUUGGUUCCUCUUCUGGAUGAUAGGGUAGCUGAAUGGAAUACUCCAUCUCUUAAGCUGCCUGUGUUGCCUUGUAUGAUUGUAACCAUAAUUUGGGAGAAGUGUUAUUUGAGUAAUAGGUAUCCAUUAAUGUUGAAACUAGAAUAUAAUAACAGACCUCAU